Molecule: messenger RNA, 2295 nt
Organism: Parnassius mnemosyne (clouded apollo)
Lineage: Eukaryota; Metazoa; Arthropoda; Insecta; Lepidoptera; Papilionidae
Source: the annotation of a GenBank genome assembly
CUGUAUGACCUUCAGCGAAUACCGUUUGGUGAUUCUGAGUAUAAGGUACGCAACCCUCGUCGACACACUCUCAAUCUUUACAACGUUGUUAACGAGAGACUUUACUGUUUGAGCAGCGAUGCUGCAAAGCCAUGCUUUGUGCUUUCAUUCAAAGAGCUGAUGAUAAUGUUGGACUGCGGUCUCUCAGCUCACUCAGUGUUGAACUUCCUGCCAUUGCCGCCUGUGCCCAGCACUCGCCUCGCUUCCCUGCCCAACUAUACUCCGCCACAUGUCAAUGAUCCUCUUUUAGAAGGAGAAUUAAAAGAAUGCUGUGGGCGAGUAUUUGUGGAUAGUAUUCCUGAGUUCUGUCCACCCCUAGACAAAGUGGUGGACUUUUCACAACUGGAUGUAAUCCUCAUCUCUAACUACACCUGCAUGAUGGCGUUGCCUUUUAUCACUGAAGAAACAGGAUUCAAAGGGCAGGUGUAUGCAACCGAACCCACUUUGCAAAUAGGAAGGUUCUACCUGGAGGAGCUGAGCGCGUGGCUGGCGGCGGGCGGGGCGGGCGGCGGGGCGGGCAGCGGUGGCGAGGCGCGGCGCUGGAAGGAGCUGGUGCACGUGCUGCCGGCGCCGCUGGCGCACGCGCAGCGGCCGCGCGCCUGGCGCCGCCUGUUCUCGGGCGCGGCGCUGGCGCGGGCGCUGGCGCGCGUGCGCGUGGUGGGCUACGACGAGCGCGUGCGCCUGUACGGCGCGCUCGACGCCACGCCCGUCAGCUCCGGCUUCUGCCUCGGCUCCGCCAACUGGGUGCUGCGCACGCCGCACGAGAAGAUCGCGUACGUGAGCGGGUCGAGCACGCUGACGACGCACCCGCGGCCCAUCAACCAGGCGGCGCUGCGCGGCGCCGACGUGCUGAUCCUGGCGGCGCUGACGCAGACGCCGGCGCACAACCCCGACCACAUGCUGGGCGACCUGUGCGUGCACGCGGCGCUCACGCUGCGCGGCGGCGGCUCGCUGCUGCUGCCCGUGUACCCGUCGGGCGUGCUGUACGACCUGCUCGAGUGCCUCUCCGCGCACCUGGACGGCGCGGGGCUGGGGCACGUGCCGCUCUACGUGGUGUCGCCGGUGGCCGACUCCUCGCUGGCCUACAGCAACAUCCUUGCCGAGUGGGUGUCGGCGGGCAAGCAGGCGCGCGUCUACCUGCCCGAGGAGCCGUUCCCGCACGCGGCGCUCGUGCGCGCCGGCCGCCUGCGCCACGCCAAGCACCUGCACGACGACGCCUUCUGCGCGGACUUCCGACAGCCCUGCGUGGUAUUUUGCGGACACCCCAGUUUGCGGUUCGGUGCCGCCGUGCAUUUGGUGGAGCUGUGGGCCAACAACCCAGCCCACGCAAUCAUUUUCACAGAACCGGAUUUCCCGUACUUGGAGGCGCUGGCGCCGUUCCAGCCACUGAGCAUGAAGGCAUUCCACUGUCCAAUCGACACGUCGCUGAACUACGCGCAGGCCAACAAGUUGGUGCGCGAGCUGCGGCCGCGCGAGCUGGUGUUGCCCGAGCAGUACGCCGCGCCCACCGGGGUGGUGGGUGCGGGGGGAGCAGUUGGUGGGGCGGGCGGCGCGCGGCCCCACGUGGUGGCGGACGGGCCGGUGACGGUGGUGCGGCGCGGCGCGGCGCGCGCGCUGGGCGUGCGGCGGCGCGCGGCGCGCGGCGCGCUGUGCGGCGCGCUGGCCGCCGGCUGCGCGCCGCGCGAGCUGCGCGCCGGCCUGCGCGCCGCGCCGCUCGUGGCCCAGCUGGCGCUGCGCGACGCGCGCCUCGAGCUGAGCGCCGCGCAGCCGCACGGCCCGCUGCCCGCGCCGCUCCCGCAGCUGUGCGGCGCGCUGGCCGCCGGCUGCGCGCCGCGCGAGCUGCGCGCCGGCCUGCGCGCCGCGCCGCUCGUGGCCCAGCUGGCGCUGCGCGACGCGCGCCUCGAGCUGAGCGCCGCGCAGCCGCACGGCCCGCUGCCCGCGCCGCUCCCGCAGUGGAUACUGUACGAUAAUCGGAAGCGCUCUUCGCAAUGGCUGAACCCUGGAGACCCAGCGAAGAUUGACUCACCGGUGGCGCUGGGCGCGCCCGACGUGGCGGCGCUGGUGCGCGAGCUGGCGCGCGAGGGGCUGGGCGACGCGCGCGUGGAGGCGGGCGCCGACGGCUGCAUCGUGCACCUGCCGCGCCACGACACGCUGCUGCACGUGGAGCGCCACGCCACGCACGUGUUCUGCGAGGGCCGCGCGCACGUGCGCCAGGCGCUGCGGCGCGCGCUCGCCGCAUGCACGCCGCACGUGUAG